AUGAAGAGUUUUUAUGUUGAGGCCAUGAUCACCACCGACCCCUUCAUCAUUAGGGAAUCACCUGAGAAUGAGAAUGAAAAUGAAAAUCAUCACGUUCAAAUCAAUGCAGCAUUUCUCCAUCCACAGACCAAUGGGAAUUUCUCAACAACUGGUGAAGCAAGAAAACGAGACCAGAGAACACAAGGGUUUCUC
Molecule: messenger RNA, 192 nt
Organism: Sphenostylis stenocarpa
Lineage: Eukaryota; Viridiplantae; Streptophyta; Magnoliopsida; Fabales; Fabaceae
Source: the annotation of a GenBank genome assembly